GUAAAACCAGUAUUUCAUCAAGGUCAAUUUAUAUAAGGUUACGUUUGAUAUAAAAGGAGAAAAGCGAAAGUUGCGUAUAAACCGUGACAAAACUAUAAAGCGUAUUAAAGGAUAUUGACGUGUUUGGGUAUCUAAUAUUGGAAAAUAUUUGAUAGGAUUUAAUAAGGAUUACAAAAUCAUAAACGUUAAUGCGCGUGCAUUUGUUGAAAAAGUGUUUCGAUUUUAAAUGAUAAUACUGGAAUAAUAGCCAUGGGAAAAUGUGAGAUGUCCUUAGGAUACAAAAUGUUCAACUAAUUGAAACAAAUACCUGAGUGGAAUGACUUGCUGCCCAAUAAACGGAAUGCCACAGUUGCUAGAAGAAAACAAUAACACAUUGAAACCAAUAUAUUCCACCAAAAGUAGUGCAUAUGGUGGUCGCCAAAUCAGGAAAGUUAGCGACAGCGAAUAUUGUCGCGAGGUUUCUAUAGGUAAAGCCCCGGAUACAUUCCCGUGCGGACACGUUCUUUGUCACAAAUGUAUCCGCAAGAGCAUGUCACCGUCGAAAGACUCUAAACUAGCGUGUCCGUUAUGCGGUAAGGAAGCUAACCGAAUAUUCACCGCUGAUCCCGGCGAUUCUAUGGGAUAUAAUAUAGAUGACGUGGACAAUAUAACAUUGUUAUCAAACUUUGAUGAUAUCGUGAAAAAGUUUGAUGGACUUAAAUUUUCAAUACGGCGAUUGCGCCAAGAGUCCGUGCAGAGUCGGAGUUUAGCCAUGACUUUCACAAAUUGUGGGUGUCACAUGUGUGAUGAAAAUCACGGCACACUGCAGGUGCUACAAGAGUUUAACCAAUUAAGAGUGAGUCACAUACGUCCCCAGUUGCCAGCACCCUAUUUCUACAGACUGUGUCAUGGUGAGGUUGUGACGUCAUUCUACAGCGUCGUCAAUUCGUGUUGUAUCUGUGUUCCCUGUACAUAUAAAGAACUUCGUGAAAGUAAACAUUUUCCAACUUUGAAAUCUUUAUCGGACGAUGAAGCUAUAACUAAUCCAAAAUCCAUUUUAACGGAAGUCGGUAAAAUAAUUGCGAAAAACACCGCCCCUCUAGAAUCUCUACACGGUAAAAACGUCAUAGAAGUAGAUCACGUGAUAAAACUUCAAGAAAGAGCAGACGAUUUCAAAUUCUUAGCAGCAACUGAACGGAUUAAAAAUAUGGUGAAUGAACAGGAACAAAACUUAAUAAAGCAUGCAUCUUACAUGGUGCAGGACAAAGGCGGAUUAGUUCAUAUCAAAAGUAAAAGUUCAAUCGAGCAGAACAAGAAUGAGACGGUGAUUGUGUGAAACUUAGCUGUUGAUUAUUCAAAAAGAAGGGAUUAUAUUUUCAUAACAAAAGUGUUCCUUCCACAAACGACUUAAAUGACUGUGAUUCCGAUACAAAUAACAGCG
This is a messenger RNA of Ruditapes philippinarum (Manila clam), 1420 nucleotides long. RefSeq lists its product as uncharacterized. The transcript has 3 exons. NCBI's taxonomy places the organism in Eukaryota, Metazoa, Mollusca, Bivalvia, Venerida, Veneridae. Gene Ontology annotation, molecular function: metal ion binding. The coding region runs from base 317 to 1315 and encodes 332 amino acids. The record is from RefSeq and is a predicted model, not a curated record.